AUGGGCUUCAACUUGCUUAAAGACGGCAAAUCGCCAUCCUCCGAAACCCUUCUUCCCGUCGACGCCCGGGAGAAGACUGCUGCCGGGAUUCAGCCAACAACAAUCGACCACCAGCAACACCCAGAUUCCACCAGAAAGAUGACAAACGCUCGCCGGACCACCAUGAUCAUGCUGGUGUGCAUGCUGGCGUUCCUGGGAGUUGCCUCGACACGGAUGCCCUGCCACGGGAGAGCAACCAACCACAAGGCAUUGGAGGCUGUCCGCCGGAGUGAUGCGCCUCUUGGGGGUUCCAUCUUGCAACUCGUAAAGCGCGAUGACAACUCGACCUCUGAGGGGCCCAGCUCAACCCCGCCGGACUCGGAGACCGGGACAGAGACGGAGACGGAAACUGAAACGGAGGCGCCGACUUCCGAUUCUUCGACCGAGACCCCCCCGCCUUCGACGACCAACGUCCCUCCCACCAGCACCCCUACGAGUGUCAGGCCUUCGAGCAGUAGCAGCGCGCCGCCUCCCACCUCGAAUACCCCGAGCUCGACCCCGACUCCCACUCCUUCCUCUUCACUACCUGAGACGACCUUGACAACUUCGACCAAGCCGCCUGCGUCGACGACUUCGCCACGGCCCACGUCUCGCCAGACUACCGAGACCAUCACGUCGACAUCGCCCAACGGAGCGGUUGUCAUCGUGACCAGGACGAACUAUGUGCCUGCCGGCGACGAGACGCCUGCGCCUACUUCGACGGGUUCGACGCCAAGCCUCCAGAACGCGGCCGUUGGCCACCGCAGCGGUACUUCCACCGUGGCCGGCAUCGUCGGGUUCGCCAUGCUGCUGUUGAUGAUUUAG
Messenger RNA from Chaetomium globosum CBS 148.51, 843 nucleotides. RefSeq lists its product as uncharacterized. The record is from RefSeq and is a predicted model, not a curated record. Bases 1 to 843 code for a protein of 280 amino acids. The transcript is spliced from 2 exons. Lineage: Eukaryota; Fungi; Ascomycota; Sordariomycetes; Sordariales; Chaetomiaceae.